GCGCAAUCGACCCCCCCCGGUAUACUAGGGCGCAGUCGGCGACGGACACGCAUCGCCAGCGCUCUGGCCGAGAGGCCAGGCGUGACCGAGGGCCAGGUAGCGGGGGCAAUCGCCGAGGCAUUGGCGGCUCAGACUCCCGGCCUGACCGAGGCGGAAGUCUCUGAGGCCAUCGCCAAGGCGCUGGCCGACCGCCCGGGCGUUACGCAGGAAGACAUCCAGAAGGCCGUUUCCGAAGCGGUCUCGAUGGCUAUGCCCGCGCCCGCCAUGGACGAGCCCGCAUGA
Molecule: messenger RNA, 282 nt
Organism: Geodia barretti
Lineage: Eukaryota; Metazoa; Porifera; Demospongiae; Tetractinellida; Geodiidae
Source: the annotation of a GenBank genome assembly